This is a messenger RNA of Tetranychus urticae (two-spotted spider mite), 811 nucleotides long. Its product is annotated as homeobox protein vab-15-like. Gene Ontology annotation, molecular function: DNA-binding transcription factor activity, RNA polymerase II-specific; RNA polymerase II transcription regulatory region sequence-specific DNA binding. Gene Ontology annotation, cellular component: nucleus. Gene Ontology annotation, biological process: regulation of transcription by RNA polymerase II; embryonic morphogenesis. Lineage: Eukaryota; Metazoa; Arthropoda; Arachnida; Trombidiformes; Tetranychidae. The record is from RefSeq and is a predicted model, not a curated record.
UGUAAAGAGCAAAGGGAAAGUUGAAUUGUACUCAACAACCAAUAACAGUUGAAGAUUCAACUGAAAGGUAAAAAGCAGAUAUUUAUGUUUUCUUGUACAGUUGCACAUUUUACCUGUUAAAAGUCAUUUCGUUUCAAGUUUUUUUAUGUUAUCCUAAGCAAUGAAAAUGUCUGAUUGUAAUAGUGAAAAAUUGGUUGAAAUUAAAAGUGAAGUUAAACCAAGUAAAUCAACUUCACUGUCUUUCGGUAUCAAUCAAAUUUUAUCAAACAAGUCAACCUCACCAACAACAACACCAACUCAACCACUAACACCAUUAACCCUCUCAACCUCACCUACAAAUUCACCUGUUAAUCUAUCUCAUUCACAUCAUCAUCCAUGGCUUCAUUCAUAUGCAUUUCCAUCGUUUCGUGAACAUCCGACAAUCAAGUGUCAGUUACGGAAACACAAGAGCAAUCGAAAGCCAAGAACUCCAUUUACAAAUCAACAGUUAAUUGCGUUGGAAAGAAAGUUUAGAAGUAAAAGAUAUUUAUCGAUUGCCGAGCGAGCCGACUUUUCCUCAUCGUUAAACUUAACCGAAACUCAAGUUAAAAUUUGGUUUCAAAAUCGUCGAGCCAAGGAUAAACGAUUGGCCGAUGCCGAACAGGAAAAAUUUAAUUUUGUACGAGACUCUAUUGCGCCUUUUUCCCCUUUCGGUGUACAAUUUUACCCAACUAUUCAUCAGAAUCAUCACCAACAACCGCCUCCUGCUCAUAUUGGAAAAGUGAUUUACCCAAUGCAAUUGAUAAAUUAACUAUUAAAUUUAAUUCCUUGU